Carlito syrichta (Philippine tarsier) is the source of this 3428-nucleotide messenger RNA. RefSeq names its product unc-13 homolog D (gene UNC13D). The transcript has 33 exons. The coding region runs from base 65 to 3337 and encodes 1090 amino acids. NCBI's taxonomy places the organism in Eukaryota, Metazoa, Chordata, Mammalia, Primates, Tarsiidae. The record is from RefSeq and is a predicted model, not a curated record.
UGGGAGAGAACCCCUUGGGCCCAGUGCCAGCGGACGGCUGAGGGGGAGGGCAGACAAGGCCACCAUGGCGACACUCCUCUCCCACCCCCAGCGGCGCCCUCCCCUCUUGCGCCAGGCCAUCAAGAUAAGGCGCCGCAGGGUCAGAGAUCUGCAGGAUCCCCUGCCCCAAGCAGCCCAGGAGAUUGAGACUCCAUCCCACCACUUCUCCCCCGAGGAGCGGGCCCUGCUCUAUGAGGAAGCGCUCUACACUGUCCUGCACCGCCUCGGUCAGCCCGAGCCCAACCACGUGACUGAGGCCUCUGAGUUGCUUCGAUACCUGCAGGAGGCCUUCCACGUGGAGCCAGAGGAGCACCGGCUGAUGCUGCAGCGGAUCAGGGAGCUCCAGAAGCCAAUAUUUUGUCUGAAGGCCACAGUGAAACAGGCCAAGGGCAUUCUGGGCAAGGAUGUCAGUGGGUUCAGCGACCCCUACUGCCUGCUGGGCAUUGAGCAGGGGGUGGGCCUGCCAGGAGGCAGCCCGGGGUCGCGGCGGCGGCAGAAGGCCGUGGUGAGGCACACCAUCCCCGAGGAGCAGACGCAUCGCACCCAGGUCAUCACCCAGACACUCAACCCCGUCUGGGAUGAGACCUUUAUCCUGGAGUUUGAGGACGUCACCAGUGCGAGCUUCCAUCUGGACAUGUGGGACCUAGACACCGUGGAGUCUGUGCGACAGAAGCUUGGGGAGCUCACAGAUCUGCACGGGCUUCGAAGAAUCUUUAAGGAGGCCCGGAAGGACAAAGGCCAGGACGACUUUCUGGGGAAUGUGGUUCUGAGGCUGCAGGACCUACGUUGCCGAGAGGACCAGUGGUACCUCCUGGAGCCCUGCACUGAGACUUACCCAGACCGUGGCCAGUGCCACCUCCAGUUCCAGUUCAUCCACAAGCGGAGAGCCACUGUGGCCAGCCGCUCCCAGCCCAGCUAUACCGUGCACCUCCACCUUCUGCAGCAGCUCGUGUCCCACGAAGUCACCCAGCACCAGGCGGGCAGUACCUCUUGGGAUGGGUCACUGAGUCCCCAGGCCGCCACCAUCCUCUUUCUCCACGCCACGCAGAAGGACCUGUCUGACUUCCACCAGGCCAUGGCGCAGUGGCUGGCCUACAGUCGCCUCUACCAGAGUCUGGAGUUCCCCAGCAGCUGCCUCCUGCACCCCAUCACCAGCAUCGAGUACCAGUGGAUCCAGGGCCGGCUCAAGGCAGAACAGCAGGAGGAGCUGGCUGCCUCUUUCAGCUCUCUGCUGGCCUAUGGCCUCUCCCUCAUCAAGAGGUUCCGCUCAGUCUUCCCUCUCUCUGUCUCUGACUCCCCAGCUCGGCUGCAGUCUCUGCUCAGGGUCCUGGUACAGAUGUGCAAGAUGAAGGCCUUCGGAGAACUGUGUCCAGACAGCGCCCCACUGUCCCAGCUGGUGACCGAGGCCCUGCGGACUGGCACCACUGAAUGGUUCCACUUGAAGCAGCAGCACCAUCAGCCCAUGGUGCAGGGCAUGCUGGAGGCGGGCAAGGCCUUGCUAAGCUUGGUACAGGACGUCAUUGGUGACCUGCACCAGUGCCAGCGCACGUGGAACAAGAUCUUCCACAACGUCCUCAAGAUCGACCUCUUCUCGAUGGCUUUCCUGGAGCUGCAGUGGCUGGUGGCAAAGCGGGUGCAGGACCACACGACAGUGGUCGGCAGCACUGUGUCCCCAGAGAUGGGCGAGAGUCUGUUCCCACUGUAUGUCAGCCUUAAGGAGCUCUGCCAGCUGUGCCCAGUCCCCUCGGAGAGGGACGGAGUCCUGGCUCUGAAUGGUUUCCAUCGCUGGUUCCAGCCUGCCAUCCCCUCCUGGCUGCAGAAGACGUACAAUGUGGCCCUGGCUCGGGUGCAGCGCGCUGUGCAGAUGGACGAGCUGGUGCCCCUGGGUGAACUGACCAAGCACAGCACAUCAGCGGUGGAUCUGUCCACCUGCUUUGCCCAGAUCAGUCACACCGCUCGGCAGCUGGACUGGCCAGACCCGGAGGAGGCCUUCAUGAUCACUGUCAAGUUUGUAGAGGACACCUGUCGGCUGGCCCUGGUGUACUGUAGCCUUAUAAAGGCCCGGGCCCGUGAGCUCUCUGCAGGCCAGAAGGAUCAGGGCCAGGCAGCCAACAUGCUGUGCGUGGUGGUGAACGACAUGGAGCAGCUGCGGCUGGUGAUCGCCAAGCUGCCUGCCCAGCUGGCGUGGGAGGCCCUGGAGCAGCGGGUAGGGGCCGUGCUGGAGCAGGGGCAGCUGCAGAAUACGCUGCACGCCCAGCUGCAGAGCGCACUGGCAGGGCUGGGCCACGAGAUCCGCACCGGCGUCCGCACCCUGGCUGAGCAGCUGGAGGUAGGCAUCGCCAACCACAUCCAGAAACUUGUGGGCAUCAGAGAGUCUGUCCUGCCUGAGGAUGCCAUCCUGCCCCUGAUGAAGUUCCUGGUGGUGGAGCUUCGCUACAUGAACACCAACUUGGUGCAGGAGAAUUUCAACAGCCUCCUGACCCUGCUCUGGACCCACACGCUUGCGGUGCUGGUAGAGGUGGCCGCCUCCCAGCACAGCUCGGCCCUGGCCUCGAGCAGGCUGAAGAUUGCCCUGCAGAACCUGGAGAGCUGCUUCCACGCUGACGGCUGUGGCCUACCGCACGAGGCCCUGCACACGGCUACCUUUCAGGCUCUGUGGAGGGACCUGGAGCUGCAGGCAGCCUCCAGCCGGGAGCUCAUCCAGAAGUACUUCUGCAGCCGCAUCCAGCAGCAGGCAGAAACCACCUCUGAGGAGCUGGGGGCGGUGACGGCGAAGGCUUCCUACCGUGCCUCCGAGCAGAAGCUGCGUGUGGAGCUGCUCAGCGCCUCCAGCCUGCUGCCCCUGGACUCCAAUGGCUCCAGCGACCCCUUUGUCCAGCUGACCUUGGAGCCCAGGCACGCGUUUCCUGAGCUGGCCGCCCGGGAGACCCAGAAGCACAAGAAGGAUCUUCACCCACUGUUCGAUGAGACCUUUGAGUUCCUGGUGCCUGCCGAGCCAUGCCGCAAGGCUGGGGCGUGCCUCCUGUUCACUGUGCUGGACCACGACACGCUGGGAGCUGAUGACCUGGAAGGCGAGGCCUUUCUGCCCCUGUGCGAGGUGCCUGGGCUCUCUGGCUCCGAGGAGCCUGGCGAGGUGCCUCAGACCCGCCUGCCUCUCACAUACCCCGCACCCAAUGGGGAUCCAAUCCUGCAGUUGCUGGAGAGUCGAAAGGGUGAUCGCGAGGCCCAGGUCUUUGUGAAGCUGAGGCGGCAGCGAGCCAAGCAAGCCUCUCAGCAUGUCCCUCGGCCAGGGCGGUAGCAGUGGAGGUGGGGGUGGGGCUGGGCCCCUGGUGGGGACCUGUAAGGUCUAGGGCUUCCCCUCCAAGGCACAAUCCUCCAGCCUGACCUAA